This is a messenger RNA of Nematostella vectensis (starlet sea anemone), 1543 nucleotides long. RefSeq lists its product as uncharacterized. Lineage: Eukaryota; Metazoa; Cnidaria; Anthozoa; Actiniaria; Edwardsiidae. Gene Ontology annotation, molecular function: metalloendopeptidase inhibitor activity. The record is from RefSeq and is a predicted model, not a curated record. The coding region runs from base 205 to 720 and encodes 171 amino acids. The transcript has 3 exons.
UUACUAUGCGCUGACCCUGACUACGAGGAGCGAAACUUCGCUCCUCGUAGUCAGUAAAGGGCUCAUAGUAAACAAACGAAGCUCGAGACUCUGGUACCCAGGGUAGUCCGGGGGCAUUGUAGCGUAUCAUCUGAAACGUCAUCACACUAAAUCUUAUGCACAGAAGGCAGAUUGAGCAUAAAUAAGUCUUUACUCCGGCUAGUUAUGGCGGCAGCGGCUUUUUUAGCAGUUCUGGUCGUUUCCUCGCUGUGUUUCAUUGGUCUUGAUGGCUGUUCUUGCGUAAGAGAACCGGAGCCAUGCGCAACUGGUCAGAAUUAUGGUAUACGAGGAGUGGUGAAGAACGAGACAGCAAACAGGACAGAGCAAACAAGAGUAUACGCUGUGGCUGUGAAUGCUACCUUGUGGGGAGACAUCAUACUAUUGAAUACGUGUAACCUGUCAGUGUUCAAACCUGGUCACAUGGUCAACAUAUGGACAGCUUACGAUACGGCAGCAUGUGGUGUUGCUUUGAUGGUAGGGGUGGAGUAUGUGAUAACAGGGUACAAGUCUCGCAUGAACCGUCUAUCUAUGGAUCGGUGUACUAGCUUCAUAAAACGCUGGGAUAAGACGUCCCCAAGUGAGCGAAAGACGCUUGGUGUUUGCUCUGCCGGAUCCGGUGUGGGCCUGCCUAGCAUGCUAGGGCUUGCUUUCGUGGUAAUUUUGCUAGAAUGGAUCUAUUGACAACAAGGAGUAAUCCAUGGAUCUCAUUAGAAACGAUACAGAGUACAAGGAGUAAUCCCAAAUCAAGUCGCGACAAAGAACUCACACAUUUGUGUAAUUUGGUAAACAGUAGUUACCUCCUGAGAAGUAGGAAAGGUUCGGCUGUUAUGUGUUUUGCUUCUCCCAGUGACAGCUUUAGCAGCAUAGAUUUCAUUAGAUCAUCAACAUACAAUUGACAUUUUAGUUGUGAGAAAAUUAUCAUUGUGCAGUAACCUUUUUAGAAGAAAGAUGUGUUUUCUGCCACAAGGGGUAACCUUCUCAGGCCCGUAGCAAGUGGGGGGGGGGGGGGGGGGGUCCGGUCAGAGUUAACAAAAAAAGUAUAUAACGUUUGGUUGGAUAUACCGUGCACAUCCAAUAUAUCUUUAAAAUGACUAUAAUAAUGGCUAUAAAAAUAUUGAAUUUAUUUGAAGUAAUAAGGCGAGGAGAGGGGUAUACCGGAAAUUUGGUCCGCUCAAAUGAAAAAACCUCUCUCAAAAUUCUGGCUACGGGCCUGCUUCUGAGCAGGGGAUGGAGUUUGGCUGUUGAGCGCAUGGCCAAUCCCAUCUUCUGACACUAGACAUCAACGCUAUUACCUUAUUACGCUCCAAGAAAUACAGAAUGAGACCUCCUAGCAGUUAGCAAAUGUGGUUAUAUCAUUUCAAUGUUAACAGUAGUCCAGGCAAUUUCAGAUUGGCAUCAUUUAGAAUAACAAUCUAUCGUUGUCGGGCGAGAAGUAGUUCUGUACAUCUAUAUUUCUUCGGCUGCCAUCCUGUAAUAGUUGAACUCUAAUAACUGGUGAAAUGUC